UCUCAACCAUAUUGGCAGUGUCUCAAGCAAGGAUUUGAUCGACCACUCAAGAACUUACUAUGACUCCAUUUGUUAGGAAAUAUGAUAGUUCUUUUGUCUCUGAAAACAGACUUUAGAUCAAUUGUGAAAAAUCCUGUGCGAGAUAGAUUAUACUUUGUUUCGUACUUUAUGAAUAAUAUUUCUGUGAACGGGUAUACAGGAGUUGUAGAAGCAGACUACAAUCUGACUCUUGAAAGGAUGAUAUCGAUUUCAGGACUUCCUUCAUGGUUUGAUCAUACCAUCAGUGACGAUGGAGAGUACUUGUACUUAUUACUAAAAGACACCACGCAUGUAGUUGAAUUCUCAACUACAAGUUUUACAAUAAGUCGAUAUCUCCAAAUUUCAUCCGUUCAGGCUACUUAUGACGAUAUCAUUAAAAUACUUGGGUCAAGCAUUUUUAUGAGCGUCAAACUGACAGCAGGAAAUGUUUGGGCCAUUUGAAAAUGGAACAAAAUAGAUCCUAGCAUGGCUUGUUUCGAUUAUGGAAGCAACAUCAGAGUAAACUUCUCCCCAAUAGACUCUCAAAAUGUGUUUAUAAAUACUAUGAAGACUGGUGGCACGAAUCUUUAUUUCUUGGCAGCUAAUUACUCGGAUACGUCAUCUCUAAAUUGGGCAAAAGAAGUCCAAUGAUUCCCUCCGUGAUAUCUUUAUUUUUCCAGAGCCUUGAUCAGCAGAGAUGGAGAGUUUAUCUAUACAUCAGUCAUUUUCUCUCAAAUGAUUCUGCUGUAUAAAAUAAAUUCAGUUUCUGGAGAACCAGAGUCCUCAGGUCUUAAAACAUCUGCCAGUCCUGCUGAGGUGUAUAAUUUAGAAGAGCUAGAUUCCCAAAUAGUGAUGAUGGGCAAGGACUAUAGUAGGUCUCAUAUUUUUAUCAUGCUAACCAAGAAGCAUAACUUCCCUGGUAAGUUUUGGUGUCAACAAUCAAAGUUUCCAAAAUUUAUGGAAAUGGCAUUUGAAAAUGAAGUCUGAUGUUUAGAUGAAAUUGAUGAGUAUUAUCAAACUGGAGAAUACUUUUACACAUCGAAAGCAAUCACCUUAAAUGGGUUUGAGCUGCUUAUUCUUGCAGGGACUAUCUCAAGAGAUUAUUCAUUCCUCAGAGUUCUUCCUCAAGAUCUUGGAGUGGUUGAUUCCUUGGUACAAAGACCUACCAUUUUUACUCCUAUUUCGACCAUUUUUGAUCUCAGAGACCCUGCAGCUCCACUCCCAACUUUGAAUGUUACAACUCCAAGCAUCACCGACCAGAGUUCAGCUGGAGUUACUGUUGCCACUGAAAUUGUCACAGAGGUGACAGGUGAGUAUUAUAUCAACGUAAUGAAUGAUGACUUCAACAAGUCUUAUCUUUCAGAUGUCACCAUCACUCAGACUCUGACUUUGAGCUGAACCAACUCUGCUGAUCCUGUUUCGCUCGUCCACUCUGUCCAAGAACUCAAUGGUCACUCAAUUCCUGGCUGGGUCUCCUUCGAUGCUGCCACUGAAGUGCUCACUCUCAACAAGACACCGGUUGUGAAUGGGACUCAGCUGUUCCAGUUUGCAAUCCAAUCUCAAUAUGGCUCAGACACAUACUCCAAGCGAGUGUUCAUCACUGUGGAGUCGUGCAGUCUAGAUAACUGCAACGAGUGCCAGGCUGACUCUCCUCAGACUUGAAAAGAAUGCAAGUUUGGAUACAACCUCAAGCAAGGACAGUGUGUUAAAGCAGAUGCAGGAGCAGCAUCAACAGCAGCUCAAGCAGCUGCAGGAGUGGCCAUGGCUCUGGCAGCUGCUUCUUCUGUGGUGUCAAUGAGUUCACCAGUUGGAAUGUUCAGCAUGAUAAAUCAGUUACAGCUAUACAUUCUGUUGCCAAUGCUUCCACCAUAUUUCCCAGCCAAAGUAGGAGACUUUAUUCUGGGUAUGGACUUUGCUUUUGUAUCAUUGGACUUCAUCCCAACUGAUGAUAUUCCUCUGGUCAAGGAAAUCAAGAAGUUGGUGUCAUACCCUCAGUCUGAUGAGUACCUGAAUGAAAUCGGAAUCAGCUCAGGCAGCUCCAUUGUCAAUUAUCUUCCAAUGGUAGUGAUAAUAGUUCUGAUAGGCUUUCUUCAUUUAAUUACAACUCUCAUUUAUGUAUGCAUAAGAGAACACAAACCUGGAAAAUGUAAAAAAAUAAUUGAGAAGUUCUUUGUGUUCAUGACUUUCAACGCCUACAUCAGACUGAUCAUACAAGGAUUCUUGUUUCUGAUGCUCUCAAUCGUGUCUGAGUUCAAAGCUUUCAACAUAAGCAGGACCAUCACCAUUGUUUCUCUGGUCAUGUGAUUCAUGUUCACAUUUGGACUCAUUAUAUUCAGCAUUCUUACAAUAGCAUGGUAUUUGUCAGGAUGGUCCUCUGCUCCAGAGCUGUACAAUCAUUGGUCAAUCACUGAGUUGGGAUCAGGCCUCAAGAACACUAAAUGGGCCAAGAUGUACUCGCUAGUAUUUCUUGUAGCAAGGCUGUCGUAUGUUCUGGCACUAGUGCUUUUGUCGAAUCCUGAUCAGCCCAGAGAUAAAUCAUUUGGUGAUUCGUCACUGAACACUUAUUAUGUUGAGUGGAGUCUGUUUUUUAUGACUCAGUUUGCAUUCUGAAUGUACAUUAUUUGAGUUAGACCAUUUGAAGAUCAUGCAAACAACAUCGUUGAAUGACUCAACCAGAUAUGCUUUACAUGAGUGAUAGUUCCAUUUUUGAUAAUGUGUUCAGAGUCGAGUUGGACAGAAUCAAGAGAAGAUAUCUUUAUAUAUGCAUUUCUUUCAAAUUCCUUACUGAAUUCAUUAAUAAAUUUAGCUAACCUCAUCAUAAUCAUUUAUCUUAAGUGAAAAGAAAAAAAGCAAAGAAUUCACACAAAAGUCACAGUAAUCAAGACCAACCUUAACAUCGCACGGAAAGAAGAGUCUAAAAUAUCUAACAUCUCUGGAUGAAUAGUAAGAACACCCUAAUUUGUAGAGAAGCCAAGUCUCAUGAUCAAAAUUAAAUUCGUCUAAAGGAUCAA
Messenger RNA from Moneuplotes crassus, 3029 nucleotides. The record is from the annotation of a GenBank genome assembly. NCBI's taxonomy places the organism in Eukaryota, Ciliophora, Spirotrichea, Euplotida, Euplotidae.